CAUAGUCUUUGAAGUGCAGCUAAACAUGGACACUUGCAACCUAUAUAAACUCCAAUAAUUGGGAGCGCUUUUUUUUGUUAAAAUGAGAAAAAUAAUAAUAAAAGGUUCCUCGUUCCAUCCCCUCUCCUGCAAACUGAUGCUGAUAUCGGUCCUGGACGAAGAUUGAAAUUUCAUUAGAAUCGCAUGCUGAUUAGGGUUGCUGAGGCGAAAACUAGGGUUUGAGAUAUAACGAGAUUCAUCUGCAGGUGUUUAGGGUUAGGGUUUGGGAUCUGACUUUUCGAAGAGAGAAAUAGUUUGGGUUUCUGACGUAGGAAGAGAGGGAUGGCACUGAAGUUUCUGAACAAGAAGGGAUGGCACACGGGUAGCCUUCGAAACAUUGAGAAUGUCUGGAAGGCGGAGCAGAAGCGCGAUGCAGAGGACAAGAAGCUCGAAGAGCUCAGGAAACAGAUCCAAGAGGAGAGGGAACGUUCUGAAUUCAGACAGUUACAGGAACAAGCUGGCCUGGUCCCGAAGCAGGAAAGGUUGGACUUUUUGUAUGAUUCUGGACUGGCGGUGGGGAAAGGUAGUAGUGGUUCAGAUGGAGGGUUCAAGGCUCUGGAAGCUCCAAAGAUUGAAACCCCUUCUGAAAGUUCUUCCAAGCAACAAGAAUCUGUUCCAGGGGCUCUGUUUGUAGACAAGCCGCACUCUGCAAAUGAUGCAUGGAGGAAACUCCACUCAGAUCCCUUGCUCAUGAUUCGGCAGAGGGAGCAGGAAGCCCUUGCCAAGAUAAAAAACAACCCUGUCAAAAUGGAAACGAUUCGCAAAUCUAUCCAUCAUGAGCAGCUGGAUGUGAAAGAGAAGCACAAAGGAUACAAGUCUCGUGAAAAGAAAAAAAAGAAGCGUAGCCAUCCCCAUGACUCAGAAUCAGAUAUGAGUGAAAGCGAGCGAAGAAAGAGCAAGCACCGCUCUUCCAAGUCCCCGAAGAAAGACAAGGCAUACGAGAGAGACUCAGAAUCAGCUGCGAGUGAAAGCGAGAGACAAAAGAGCAAGCACCACCGCUCUUCAAGGUCUGCUGAUAAAGAGAAGGCAUAUGGUAGAGAAGCCCAUGGAACUUUAGACCAUAAUACUAGGAAGAAUAAUAGUACUGGUAAAAUAAGGGAAGAUGAUAGGAGAGAAGAGGGGAUAUCAUCGUCUUCAUUAGAAGCUAGCAGAAGGCCUCCUCGAAAUGAGCCACCACAUAAGAGAGAGAAGCUUUCAGAAGCAGAGAAGGCGGCGAGGUUGCGAGAGAUGCAGCUUGAUGCAGAGAGGCACGAGAAUCAGAGGUGGAAGAGACUCCACAAGGCCUCUGAGGCCGAUGCUCGAGAGGAGGCGGCAUCCACCAGUAAGGGUCGCGGCGGGCGUAAUUUCUUGGAGGAGACACAAAGGAGAGUGUAUGGGGCAACAAUGGAGAAGGGGGAUGGAAGAGCAUCCACCACCAUUGAGGAGAGUGUUCGAAGCCGAGCUUUCUAUCUCCAAGGCUCCUCUGAGGCUAGUGAAAGAAAUGCUUUCAGGCGCUGAGACCCCAGAGAGAGAGAGGGAUGUUGUAAAUCAAUCAUCAGAUUACAUGUAUGCAUUUCCUUGUAAUUUAUGCAGAGGUGAAAUCUGGUGAGAGAAUCAACUCAGAGCUCCUCGCUCAAGAGCAGUGUCGAGGUCUCCUAGAUUUGUUUUCCCUCCCUUUGUUUCCUCUUAAAAGAAUCUAUUCUUCUACGGCGUUGAGAUUACCUUUGUUAUUAAGAAUCCUAUUUUAUUUUUUUAUUUUUUUUUAGGAUGAAUCAAUGGAUAUGACAGGCCACUACCUGUAUAAAGGGGUACCGCAUUAAGGACUUAUUAGGAGGUCACUCAUCUUAGUACUACUCUUACACAAGUAUGCUUGACUUUCAA
Amborella trichopoda is the source of this 1899-nucleotide messenger RNA. RefSeq lists its product as uncharacterized. Lineage: Eukaryota; Viridiplantae; Streptophyta; Magnoliopsida; Amborellales; Amborellaceae. Gene Ontology annotation, biological process: mRNA splicing, via spliceosome. The record is from RefSeq and is a predicted model, not a curated record. Gene Ontology annotation, cellular component: U2-type spliceosomal complex.